Messenger RNA from Orbicella faveolata, 3769 nucleotides. RefSeq names its product WD repeat-containing protein 20-like. Gene Ontology annotation, molecular function: protein binding. The record is from RefSeq and is a predicted model, not a curated record. NCBI's taxonomy places the organism in Eukaryota, Metazoa, Cnidaria, Anthozoa, Scleractinia, Merulinidae.
UUCGGACCAUUGCGGCGGCACCUUCGUUGAUCGCAAGUGUCCAAGCAGAGAGGGGCUUGGGACGAGGAAAAUUACGAGAAAGAAGACUGUUUAUGACCCCUCUUUUAUAGUUGCGUUCUCCUGGUUUAGCUGAUUGGAGGAGAAUGUCAGGCGAAAACCUUCAAUACAGAGGUUAUAACUUUAAUCCUCUGCUAAACCAAGAGGACAUAACCUGAUUAAAAUUCCCAUUCGUCGAGAGCAGAUCACCCGAGAUGCCCGCAUGCGUAGUAGUAAGGGAAAGCGACCGAGCCGUCAUGUACCUCAAGAUGUGUGUGUUCUGAGCGAAAUGGCCUCUGGAAGAGGCUCUGCAAACCAAGAAAUCAAGCAACACUUUGCCACCAAAGAGGGCUGCUAUCGAUUGCUGGAUCUGUCGGUUUAUUCGCGACCUACCAAGAUCCCAUAUUCUGUCCAGCAGUGCCAUCCAGUGCGCGUGUCCUUUGUAACAGUGAAGGAUCAAGGUGGCUGCAACGAUCGGAUUGCGUUUAAUGUCGGAAGAGAAUUGUACUUCUAUAUUUACAAGGGGGUUCGGAAGGCUGCAGAUCUUACAAAGCCCCUUGAUAAGCGGCUCUAUAAAGGCACCAUUCCAACUUGCCAUGAUUUUAACUUGCUGACACGGUCAUCUGACAGCUUGGAGUUGUUGAUUGGGUUCUCUGCUGGGCAAGUGCAGCUGCUUGAUCCAGUGAAACAUGAAGUCAAUAAACUGUUCAACGAAGAGAGACUUGUGGAUAAGACCAAGGUCAUGUGCCUCAAAUGGAUCCCGGGAUCAGAAAAUUUGUUUCUCGUAGCACAUGAAAGUGGAAACAUGUUUGUAUACAACAAGGAACACCCUCCUGGCAUGGGACCUCCGCAGUAUGCUUUAAUGAAACAAGGACCAGGCUAUUCAAUCCACAGUGGGAAAUCAAAGACUACGCGGAACCCAGUUUGUAAGUGGACUAUUGGAGAAGGCUCCAUAAAUGAGUUUUCCUUCUCCCCAGACUGUAAACACAUUGCAACAGCAAAUCAGGAUGGCUUUCUUCGAGUGUUUGACUUUGACUUGCAGACACUGUGCGGUGUAAUGAAGAGUUAUUUUGGAGGCUUAACUUGUGUUUGUUGGAGUCCAGACGGUAAGUAUAUCGUCACAGGAGGUGAGGACGACCUUGUGACAGUAUGGUCUUUUCUCGAGCGGAGAGUCAUAGCACGAGGUGUAGGUCACCAAUCUUGGGUUCAAGUAGUUGCUUUUGAUCCCUACACUACAAGUGUUAGUGCUGGAGGCCGUGUGGAUGACAGUGACGAAGAUGAAAUUGAACAGAAUGGAGUAGCACCAUCACAUGGUAAUACUUCAGUAACUCAAGACGACAAGAACAUGACAUGUUAUAGAUUUGGUUCUGUUGGACAGGAUACAAAUCUUAUGUUGUGGGACUUAGGUGAUGACGUUCUUAAGCCACAGAGACCUCGCGGCAGGAGUAUGCGCACUGCAACUCUUUCAAACUCACAUGUACCCACCACAAAUUUCCUUUCUAAUGGACCAGUUUCACAUGAAGUGAAUCACUCCGGUAGCGGCAAUGCUGUUGCACCAAUGUCAUUUGACACGCCGAAGAGUUUAACACAAGUACAUUCUUUAAGUAAGUCAGUGGAGCACUUAGUUAAUAUUGGAAAUGUUACGCCAGGGACCGUUUUGUGUCCCAGAAUGGAUGAAGUGUCCAUAUUAGAACCUUUGGUUGCCAAGAAAGUGGCAAAUGAGAGAUUAACAGCACUGUCAUUCAGAGAGGAUUGUAUCGUCAUGGCAUGUCAUGAGGGUUUCAUCCGGACUUGGGCACGACCAGGUAAAGUGGGUGUGCAACCAACCGGGACUGUGGUCUGAGUAAGGAUGACAGUGACGAUGAUGAUGAUACAGACAAUCUACCAAAUUCAUCAUAUUCUUUAGCCUGAAGUAGCAGUGGUCAAGGAUUGAGGAAACAGCUGAUAUUUCAGAUGGCAUGCUUUCAUCCUGUUGACAGCUCCUAAUCCGACCAUAAUGUCCCUUUCUAUAAAUAGCGAAAAGGACAACUUGUUGAUAAACUAAAUUUACGUUGAAAAAUGUGACUAAAAUAUUAUUGUUGUUCUUGAAUGAGAAAGGUUGAAAAAAUAUCUAAGAGUUAGUAAGUUAAUGAGUUUUUGUAGCUUUGUUACACUAUUACCGAGUACUUAUACCACAGAAUCCCAAAACAGUGCUCUGAACUUUAGUAAAAAAAAAAAAAGUGUUUGCAACUGUCAACAAACUUUAAAUCAAAACAGUCCAGUUAGUCACUUCUUAAGAGAAGGAUUUUGCUGAAAGAGGAAGUCUUGUUCGUCUUCUCAUAUCAGAAGCAGUAGAGAACCAAUUUUCAUGUAGUUUAUUAGUUCUGCCGUGUUGCCUUUUUACAGCAAAUAAACAUGGACAAUUUUAGUUUGCUUGUCAGAGAAGAAAGUAAAUUAAUAAACUGAUAUUCACAUUACCAUAACAAAAUGUAAAUGGAGAAUGAAAUGGAAUGUCAGCAUUUUGUGUACACAUCAUGUAAAGAACACUGAUUUUUCAGUGGUACAAUUUUUCACAAGGUUUGUACAAAGUUUUGUGAGGGUGCAGAGUUCUUAUAAAUCAUCAAGUGGACCUGGAGUAAGCAAAUAGUACCAGUGAGUAACGUUUUUGGGAAAAAGUCCGAAAUGUUAUCUAAGGCAAGCAGAAUUUUCUCACAAAGGUCCUGCUGAAAUAGAGCACUCGUGUUUUCUGCAAAAUUAUGUACAAGCCAUGAUAUUUAGAUGUUUAGGUAACAUGCAACUUGCUUUUGCAUACAGCAGCCUGUUCAAGCAGCAUGUCACAGGAGGCAUCAGUAUUCACUGACAAGUAAAUACAGGUGUAUUGUGCCACACAAUUCUUAGCCACAGGUAAAUAAUUAAGACCAAUUUGUAAAGCAUGAUUAUAGUACUAUUAACUUAAAGAUAUAAAACUAUUUAACUUGGUUUGAGCUGUACCUCAUGAUCUUUGUUUUUUUUUUUAACUUUUUUGCCAAAAAACUAUCCAAAGAGUUGUCAUCUCUAGAAACUAUCCAAGCAAACCUUAGUUACUAGGAGCAAUGUGUAGUUCAAGAGAAGAUCUGUAAACCUUCCACACGAGGUUUUCUUAGUUACCACUGCCCUUCCACCACCCCCUCCACUCCUUUGCAAAUUCUAGUUGAGCUCUCAAUGCUUACCUUAAAACACUUUGGCUUUUUAAACUCCCAUCUCCAUGGGAAUUGCCGUAUAGCUAGUGUGUGUAUGCAUACUUUCUGGAGCUACGCAAUGUAGCUUAAUUCUUGAGUGGCAACUGAAUUUUACCAGGGAAUAAAAAGACCUAUUGUACAAUAUUGAAGUUGCAAUGAACAUUGUGAGGGCUACUGUUAGUGUCAAAAUUGCACAUCGGAAAAUUUAAACUAAACCCCUUUAGGGACCAAUCUGAGUAUGACACCCCAGCCUGAAAGAUACUAAUAGGAAAAAUGCAAACAAGUAAGAGAUUAGUGACAUCAAAGGGAGUACCUCCUGCACUUCCCCCCACCUAGGAGGAGGAGUAAAAGUGGCAUGCAUGGGAAAGGACAUUCGGUGGUUUAGAUUUGGACAGUAGUUUCAUCACAAGGCCAAAGUGAUGGCAGUAAAACGAUGUUUUGUAUGCAGAAUGUGGUUUAGUCAGAGCACAUGGUAAUCUUCAACAUUACCAUAAGUACAAGAAACAAGAAAUAAAUGGCACUGUGGAGGAAGUUUA